Molecule: messenger RNA, 726 nt
Organism: Penicillium manginii
Lineage: Eukaryota; Fungi; Ascomycota; Eurotiomycetes; Eurotiales; Aspergillaceae
Exons: 1
Coding region: 1-726 (241 amino acids)
Source: RefSeq, a predicted model, not a curated record
AUGGCGGAUUACUCAGGGGAAAAGCUGCUUGUGCUUACGAUAGCCUUAAUCCCCGUUCAGGUGAUCUGCGUGGGCCUUCGGCUUCUCGUCCGACACAGGAGCCAAAUGAAAUUCGGCUUCGACGACCUCGUGGUUGUUGUCUCGUUAAUGGGGCAACUUGCUCUUGCAGGGGUGAUUAUCGGUAUGCCAGUUGGAUUAGCAAACUUCUAUUGUACUGGAGCCCUGCUAAUACGAAACGGUGUAAUCAAAGCCGAGCUGAAAUUAUCUGGCAUCGGUUACCACAUAGCAUAUUUAAAGGCUACAAAUCCGAACCUCAUAAUAUUGGAACGCAAAUUUCGGCUGAUGCAAGCUUAUAUCUACGUGGUCAUCGCCAAUCUUCCGAAGAUAUCGAUUCUCAUCCUGUAUCGUCGAUUAUUUGCCCCGACAAUAUUGCGACUUAUCAGUACUGCGAUGAUAUGGGUUCUCGCUGUCGUUAUCGUUGUCAAGAUUCUCCUCGUUUCCUUUGUAUGUCGACCUUUCGCGGCAAAUUGGAAUCAAGAUAUCCCCGGUAGUAAAUGCUUGAAUAUGCAGUCUGUUUCUUCCUUAUCUACUCUACCAAAUAUCAUUACCGACGUCGUGAUGCUUCUUCUUCCCGUCCCGGUGAUAUGGUCCCUACACACAAAACUUAUAACCAAGAUACAGUUGACAUUCACAUUUGCUCUUGGUAGCCUGUUAGUAUGCGGAUAA